Molecule: messenger RNA, 1929 nt
Organism: Danaus chrysippus (African queen)
Lineage: Eukaryota; Metazoa; Arthropoda; Insecta; Lepidoptera; Nymphalidae
Source: the annotation of a GenBank genome assembly
AUGGAUUACUUUAUUGCGAUAGCAUGCCUGCUAGCUCUAACGACGUCAACAACAGCUGACGGCUCAUUAGCUGAACUCGUAUACGCGCCUGGACAUGCUUCUGUGGACUAUUACGCCUACCCUCGAUACGCCUUUGAGUAUGCCGUACGAGACCCCCACACUGGUGAUAAUAAAGCACAAUGGGAGAAACGUGAUGGCGAUGUAGUAAUAGGGGCUUAUUCUCUUGUGGAACCCGACGGUAGUGUGCGUGUUGUGGAGUAUCGCGCCGAUGACAAGAGCGGUUUUAACGCUGUGGUUAAGAGAAUCGGACCCAAUGUUCACCCAGCGACGCCAAUAUACAAAGCACCAUUACCAAUCAUUGGAUAUAAAUCAGAGCUGCCACUUUCAAUCGGACCUGUGACAGGACUUUUAAAUCUAGGCGAUGCUCCACUAUUAAACAAGUACAGUGGGAGUGCGACUUCGUCCGCCAAUGUUUACAAAACUGCUGGACCAGCUGUAGUUAAAGCAGUGGCACCGCUCGGAAAAAUUAUCCCUGCUCCUAUCUAUAGUUCAGAAAUUUUAUCCGAACCCAUCUAUAAAGAGCCGAUAAUUCAAAGACCCAUAUAUAAAGACCCAAUUAUUCCAUAUCCCCUAUAUAAGGAACCAAUAAUAUCAGCACCCAUCUAUAAAGAUCAGAUUAUCCCGGAAUCCAUCUACAAGCUACCUUUCCUCCAAGAAUCUAUAUACAAAUCACCCAUCCUUCCAUCUCCACUAAUAAAAUCUGAACCUAUAUACUCUCCAGUUCUUAGAAAUCUGGAAAAUGUUCCCUAUGAUAACAACGAUUAUGCUCUGCUAGUCAGCGGAAAACCAUAUAAUGCAAUUGAAGAUGAUGAUCACCCCCGUUAUGUUUUCAAUUACGCUGUUAAAGAUCCAGUGAGUAAAGAUAAUAAAGCACAAUGGGAAGUUAGAGACGGCGAUCAAGUUAAAGGAGCAUAUUCAUUGACCGAGCCAGAUGGUAGCAUACGAGUUGUAGACUAUACUGCUAAUGAUUUGAAUGGAUUCAAUGCUGUUGUCAGUAAAAUUGGACAUAGUUUACAUCCAACUCCAAUACAAGAACCUGUACCUUUAGAUAUUCCGCAAAUAAAUGACAUAGUACCAUUAUAUAUAAACUAUGGUCUUGGUGCUAUUAAUUUGCCAGAGGAGGUACCUAAUGUUAAUUUAGGUGGAACAAGCCUCCCUUGGGAUUCUGCUACCGGUUCUUACGGUGGCUGGGUCCCUCUCGAUAACGGACCCUACGCUACGAUUGUAUCCUGCCUGAUAGCCGCUGCGGUCGCUAAUCAGCCCAGUAUAUUAUCAUACGAUGUAUUAGAAGGGACCUCGCAAAAAAAUUAUGAUUUCGAUUACUCGGUGAAUGAUCCAUCGACCGGUGAUAACAAAGCGCAGUGGGAGGUUCGCGAAGGUGAUGUGGUAAGAGGAGCGUACUCCUUAGUAGAGCCCGGGGGCAGCAUCAGGAUUGUUGAGUACACUGCUGACCCCAUCCGCGGCUUCAACGCAAAGUUGAGGAGAAUAGGAGCGAAAGCACAUCCACCCACUGUUAGGGUUGCUGCCGCUCCAGUAGCAGUCGCAGAGGUAGCGGAAGUAGCUCAAGUGGCGCCAGUAGCAAUUGCAAAACAGGAGGUCAUUGAACCGGUGGUCCCCAUCCAAUCUUACUCUCCCAUCUACGAGCAAAUUGCCCUACCACAGCCUAUUUACGAACCAAUUCUGAACUACGGCCCUGUAAUCGCUCCGAUUGAACCAGAGCCAGCAUAUUUGAAAUACCUAAACUCUUUUUCGAACCCAGGAAUAACAAUAAGCGGUAAAAGUUACGGCCACAAUGGAAAUAUUGCCCGGAGGUGGGCAAUUGGUCCCAUAAAUCAUGGUGAGAAAGUGACCAUCAAAACAAGAAACUGA